Molecule: messenger RNA, 162 nt
Organism: Theileria annulata
Lineage: Eukaryota; Apicomplexa; Aconoidasida; Piroplasmida; Theileriidae
Product: cyclin-dependent kinase regulatory subunit, putative
Exons: 1
Coding region: 1-162 (53 amino acids)
Molecular function (GO): cyclin-dependent protein serine/threonine kinase regulator activity
Source: RefSeq, a predicted model, not a curated record
AUGUUACCUAGAGAAUAUAUAAUGAAUAUAAAUGGAUAUGGUAAAAGAUUAUUAAAAGAAUAUGAAUGGAAACAAUUUGGUAUACAAAUAUCUAAUGAAUGGAUACAUAUUGGUUAUUCACCAUAUGAAUUACAUAUUCUCAUCUUUCAAAAAAUUAAUUAA